AUGCGGCCGUCCCGCCGCGCCGCGGCCGCGCCGAGCCCCGCCCGCGGGGAGGGCGGCAGUGUGGCGGGGCUGUUGCUCCCCGGAGUGCUCGCCUGCCUCGCGUGGCUCUGCGGGGCCCGGGGCCCGCCGGAGCCGUUCUGCCCCGCCGUGCUGGGCCCGAACGCGUCGCGCCUGGAGCGGAGCUGCGACAGGGAGCAGCGGGCGGCUGCCGGCAUCGGCGCGUGGGGCCUGAGCUCGGGGAGCCUGCUGGAUUCUUUCCCAAUUGAUCCAAUCCAAGAAAAUUAUGUCCGUAAUGUGAGAAACUGCAUUUUUUCCGUUGUCUAUCCCACACCUUUUAAAUCCAGAGUUCUUCUUGUGGCUGUUUCAGAGGAAGUUAUUGAAGAUAUUUUGGAUCUUCAUAUAUCUGUCAAAGAAACCUCUGAUUUUCUUCAGUUUGUCAGCGGUGAGAAAGUGUUACAUGGGUCUGUUCCUUUGGCCCAUAGAUAUGGAGGCCAUCAGUUUGGCAGCUGGGCAGGUCAGCUGGGGGAUGGAAGAGCCCACUUGGUCGGAGUGUACACAAACAGGCGUGGUGAAAGGUGGGAACUGCAGUUGAAGGGCUCAGGAAAGACCCCAUACUCCCGGAAUGGUGAUGGAAGAGCUGUGCUUCGCUCUUCUGUGCGGGAAUUUCUGUGUAGUGAGGCUAUGCAUUAUCUUGGAAUUCCAACAAGCAGAGCUGCUAGCUUAGUUGUAAGUGAUGACGAUGUGUGGAGAGACCAAUUUUACAAUGGAAAUAUUAAGAAAGAGAGAGGUGCAGUAGUGCUCCGUCUUGCCAAAUCGUGGUUUCGUAUAGGAUCCUUAGAAAUCUUGGCUCAUUCUGGGGAACUGGAUUUACUAAGGAAGUUGCUGGACUUCAUCAUCCAGGAACAUUUUCCAUCAAUAGUCCCCAACAAUUCAGACAGGUAUCUGGAAUUUUUCUCUACAGUCGUAUCAGAGACAGCAAAUGUGAUUGCAUUGUGGAUGUCUGUGGGUUUUGCACAUGGUGUGUGCAAUACAGAUAACUUCAGUCUGUUAUCCAUAACAAUAGAUUAUGGUCCAUUUGGAUUUAUGGACUCCUAUGACCCAAAUUUUGUUCCAAACACAUCCGAUGAUGAAGGGAGGUAUAAGAUAGGAAACCAGGCAAAUGUUGGGCUGUUUAAUCUGAACAAGCUGUUACAAGCACUGAAGCCUUUAUUGGAUCCCAGGCAAAAACAGCUAGCUUCCCAGAUUUUGGAAGAGUAUGGCCAAACCUAUAAUGCCCGUUUUACAGAAUUGUUCAAGAGAAAACUGGGGCUUCUUGGGGACAGUGAGGAUGAUAACUAUUUGAUUGCUUUUCUUCUAAAACUCAUGGAAGAUACAAAGGCUGAUUUCACAAUGACAUUUCGACAGCUCAGUGAAAUUACUGCAGACCAAUUAAAGGAGCUCCAUAUUCCUGAGGAGUUCUGGGCCCUGCAGGAUCUGGGAAAACACGAGUUAUUUUCAGAAUGGGUUGCUAUGUACCUCUCACGGUUAGAUGGUAACAAGGGUGAUUCAGACAUCAAGAGAAGAAGAAGAAUGACAACUGUUAAUCCUAGAUACGUGCUUAGGAAUUGGAUGGCAGAAUCAGCAGUGCAGAAAGCUAACCUGAAUGAUUUUUCAGAGGCUCAGCUCCUGCAGCAGGUCUUACAGCGUCCCUUCCAGAGGCAGCAGGCUGCAGAGAAGGCAGGCUAUGCCCUGCGCCCGCCCGCUUGGGCCAGGGGUCUUAAAGUGAGCUGCUCGUCCUGAGGGAAGCUUGAACAAGGAGAACUGUCGGACUUCAGACCUUCUGAUGGGAGCGAGGAAGCCGCACUCCCUCGUGCAUUGUGGACUGGAAUCUGCUGCUCUGCUAGACAACUUCUUGACCAACUUUAUAAAGUCUAAAGAUUAAAGAAA
Centrocercus urophasianus (Greater sage-grouse) is the source of this 1926-nucleotide messenger RNA. Its product is annotated as protein adenylyltransferase SelO-like. NCBI's taxonomy places the organism in Eukaryota, Metazoa, Chordata, Aves, Galliformes, Phasianidae. The coding region runs from base 1 to 1779 and encodes 592 amino acids. The record is from RefSeq and is a predicted model, not a curated record. The transcript is spliced from 19 exons.